Molecule: messenger RNA, 7274 nt
Organism: Jaculus jaculus (lesser Egyptian jerboa)
Lineage: Eukaryota; Metazoa; Chordata; Mammalia; Rodentia; Dipodidae
Gene: Fyco1
Product: FYVE and coiled-coil domain autophagy adaptor 1
Exons: 18
Coding region: 220-4596 (1458 amino acids)
Biological process (GO): positive regulation of autophagosome maturation; plus-end-directed vesicle transport along microtubule
Cellular component (GO): autophagosome; lysosome; late endosome
Molecular function (GO): metal ion binding
Source: RefSeq, a predicted model, not a curated record
GGGAGUCGUAGUCUGCGCCCCUCGCGGUCGGCGGAGUAUCAUGGCGUCCGGCGCUGCGCUCGCGUACUCUGCUGCUCGGCCCCAGAAAGUUUCGGUUCUGCCCCGCUGUGGACUCUCAAGUGUGUGCCACCAUGGAGUCUGACGGGUGCUGACGGGUAGCCACAUAUCUACUGAAUUGCUACCCUUGCCUGAACCACAUAUCCAAGAGGGGUGCCCGUCAUGGCUUCCACCAGUGCUGAGAGCCAGCUUCAGAGAAUUAUACGUGAUCUGCAAGAUGCAGUGACAGAACUAAGCAAUGAAUUUAAGGAGGCAGGAGAACCCAUCACAGAUGACUGCACCAGUUUGCACAAGUUUUCUUAUAAACUUGAGUAUCUCCUGCAAUUUGAUCUAAAGGAGAGGGCCAGCCUCCUGGGCAACAAAAAGGACUAUUGGGAUUACUUCUGUGCUUGCCUGGCCAAGGUGAAGGGAGCCAACGACGGGAUCCGAUUUGUCAGGUCCAUCUCAGAGCUCCGAACUUCUCUGGGGAAAGGUAGAGCUUUCAUUCGCUACUCUUUGGUGCACCAGAGGUUGGCAGACACCUUACAGCAAUGCUUCAUGAACACCAAAGUGACCAGUGACUGGUACUAUGCAAGAAGCCCCUUUCUGAAGCCAAAGCUGAGCUCCGACAUUGUGGGCCAACUGUACGAGCUGACAGAGGUUCAGUUUGACCUGGCAUCAAGGGGCUACGACCUGGAUGCUGCCUGGCCAACAUUUGCCAGGAGGACACUGGCCAGCGGCUCUUCUCCUUACAUGUGGAAACCACCUAGUCGAAGCUCCAGCAUGAGCAGCUUGGUGAGCAGCUACCUGCAGACUCAGGAGAUGGCCUCCAGUUUUGACCUGAAUAGUCCUCUAAACAGUGAGGCACUGGAAGGUUUUGAUGAGAUGCGGGUGGAGUUGGACCAGUUGGAGGUGCGGGAGAAGCAGCUGCAGGAGCUUGUACAGCAGCUGGACAAGGAGAACCAGGAGCUGAGGGUAACAGUCAGCAGGCAGGGGGAGCAGCUACAGGCAGAGAAGGAGAGUGGGCACCAUUCAGCAGAGGGCAGCAUCUGCUUCAUGGGCCUGGUAGCUGAGCUUCAUAAACAGGGGGAGAUCUCUCAGGGCACUGUGAAGGAGCUACAGACAUGCCUGCAGGCUCUGAAGGUGGGUAUAUCUGAGAAAGAGGAGGACAGCACCUCAGCCCUGCAGCGAAUGGAGGCCAUGUUGCAACCCCUGGUCCAGGGAGCACAGGACUCCCUAGGCAGAAAGAACCAGCUUCUAGCCAACCUCUCUGACUGGCUGGCCAGGGCUGAGAAGAGGGCAAACCCAGCCCUGGACACAAAGUGGCAGUUAGAGCCAGUUCCCACCGACAGGGCCCUGAAGAUCCAAGAACUGGGGGAGAAGCUUCGAGCCUUAGAACAGGAGCACACCAAGGUUCAGGAGCACAACAGGCAGCAGAGCACCCAGCUAACACAGUUGGCCAAGGAUUUACAGCUAAAGGAGGAAGCCCGGGCUAGCUUGGAGGACCUGGUGAAGGAGAUGGCCCCACUUCAGGAAGAGCUGGCUGGGAAGAAGCAGGAGGCAGCACAGCUCCGAAGACAGCUGCAGGAAUCACUGGCCCACUUGAGCUCUGUGGAAGAGGAGCUGGCAGAGGCCAGGCAAGAGGAAAAGCGGCAGCGGGAAGAGAAGCGGCUGCUGGAACAGGAGGCCAGGUCUCUAACAUGGCAGCUGCAGCUUUUGGAGACCCAGCUGGUCCAAGUGAGCCAGCUUGUGAGUGACCUGGAGGAGCAGAAAAAGCAGCUUAUCCAGGACAAAGACCACCUCAGCCAGAAGGUAGGCACACUAGAGCAGAUGGCUGAGCCACCUGGGGCCAGCGAGACAAGCGAGAUCCCAGCGUCACUGAACUCUGUCCCUGCACAAGCUGGGAAGAAGUCAGAGGAGGGGCAUCAGUGCCUGCAGGAGGUGGACAGUACCAGGAUGUCAGGGGAUAGUGAGGAGCUACAGCAAGUCAAUCAAGAGCUGCAGAAGGAGUUGCAGAGCAUGGCUGGUCGUAACCAGCUCCUGGAGGGCAAGCUGCAGGCCUUACAAACUGAUUACCAGGCUCUGCAGCAGCGAGAAGCAGCCAUCCAGGGCUCCCUGGCUUCUCUGGAGGCUGAGCAGGCCAGCAUCCGACACCUAGGUGAACAGAUGGAGACAAGCCUCCUGGCUGUGAGGAAGGCCAAAGAAACCAUGAAGGCCCAGGUGGCAGAGAAGGAGGCUGCCCUGCAGAUCAAGGAGAGUGAGUGCCAGCAGUUGCAAGAGGAGGUGGAGCGGUGCCAUAAGUGGGCAGAGGCACAGGACCAAGAGUUCAGGGCUCUUCAGAACCAGUGCCACCAGCAAACUCAGAUUAUCGAGGCCCUCUCUGCAGAGAAAGGCCAACAGGGACUCAGCCCACUCCAAGACAAAGCAGCCCAGCUGGCCCUGUCUCAGACACAGCUAGAAAUCCCCCAAGGGGAGUUCCAACGGCUACAAGCUGAGGUGGUAGACCUCCAGACCAAGCUCAGGGUGGCCUUGGGUGAUCGGGACAAAGUACAGAGCCAGUUGGGUGUGGCUGAGGCGGUUCUAAGGGAGCACAAGACCCUGGUGCAGCAGCUGAAGGAGCAGAACGAAGCUCUCAACAGAGCCCAUGUGCAGGAGCUGCUGCAGUGCUCAGAGCAGGAGGGGUUGCUUCAGGAGGAGAGGGCCAGUGAGAUCCAGCACAGGGAGCAAGAGCUUCAGGCACUGCAGGUAGAGUUGUCCCAGGUGAGAUGCAGCUCUGAGGGAGCCCAGCUGGAGCAUGCAGAACUGCAGGAGCAGCUGCAUCAAGCAAACACAGAAACAGCUGAGCUUGGCAUUCGGGUUUGUGCCCUAACUGCUGAGAAAGAGAGGAUGGAGGGGAUCCUAGCCUGUGUGACCCAGGAGCUCCAGGACUCCAAAAAGGAAGCUUCAAGAGAGCGAGAAGAUUUGAAAAGCCAGGUAGCAGGGCUGCAACAAGAAAAGAACAUCUUGCAAGAGAAACUGAAGGCCGCUGAGGAGGCAGCCAGCUCACUCUCUGGCCUGCAGGCCCAGCUAGUCCGGGCUGAGCAAAGGGCCCAAAACCUCCAGGAGGAUGCAUACCAGGAGCGUGAUGCCCUCAAGUUCCAGCUGAGUGCUGAGCUCGUGGACUACCAGAACAGACUGAAGACUGCCAGUGAAGAGUGCAGGAGCCUCAGGGCCCAGCUAGAGGAGCAAGGCCAGAAUUUGCAGCUUGCUGAGGAGGCUGUGAAUGAGCUGAAGGCCACAGAGGCAGCUAUGGAGGAGAAACUGAACUGUACCAGCAACCAUCUUGCAGAGUGCCAGGCCACUGUGCUGCGCAAGGAUGAGGAGAGUGCUGCCCUGCGCGCAAGCCUGGAAAGGACCCAGAAGGAACUUGAAAAGGCCUCAUCAAAACUCCAAGAGUAUUACAACAAACUCUGCCAGGAGGUGACAGACCGAGAGAGGAGUGAUCAGAAGAUGCUUGCAGACCUGGACGACCUGAACAGAACCAAGAAGUACCUGGAGGAGCGGCUGAUAGAGCUUCUCAAGGACAAGGAUGCUCUCUGGCAGAAGUCUGAUGCACUGGAAUUCCAACAGAAGCUCAGUGCUGAGGAAAGGUGUCUUGGGGACACAGAAGCCAACCACUGCCAUGAUUGCAAGCGAGAGUUCAGCUGGAUUGUCCGGCGGCACCACUGCAGGAUCUGUGGCCGUGUCUUCUGUUACUACUGUUGCAACAACUAUAUCAUAACCAAGCACAGUGGCAAGAAGGAGCGCUGUUGUCGAGCCUGUUUAAGGAAGUUCAGCGAAGGCCCUGGUUCCCCUGAUAGCAGCAGCUCAGGCACCAGCCAGGGAGAGCCAAGUCCCAUGCUCUCACCAGCUGAAGAGGGGCUCCAAACCAUAGGAAGCCAAGGAGUAAACCCAGACUACAGACCACCAGACGAUGUUGUGUUUGACAUCAUCACCGAUGAGGAGUUGUGCCAGAUCCAGGAUUCUGGCUCCUCCUUGCCUGAAACACCCACAGAAACUGAUUCUCUUGACCCGAAUGUGGCUGAACAGGACACCACAUCAAAUUCUCUAACCCCUGAGGACCCUGAUGACAUGCCCAUGGGGCAGGAUGCUGAAAUCUGCUUGCUGAAGACUGGAGAGCUAAUGAUUAAAUUGCCCCUCACAGUGGAUGAGAUCGCCAGCUUUGGGGAAGGCAGCAGGGAGCUGUUUGUGAGGUCCGGCACCUACAGCCUGAUCCCUAUUACUGUGGCCGAGCCAGGCCUCACCGUCAGCUGGGUAUUCUCCUCUGACCCCAAGAGCAUCUCCUUCAGUGUGGUCUUCCAGGAGACAAAGGACUCACCACUCGACCAGUGCAAGGUCCUUAUUCCCACUACCCGGUGCAACUCGCACAAGGAGAACAUUCGAGGCCAGUUGAAGGUCCGUACCCCUGGCAUCUACAUGCUCAUCUUUGACAACACCUUUUCCAGGUUUAUCUCCAAAAGAGUAUUUUACCAUCUGACAGUUGACCGACCUGUGAUCUAUGAUGGAAGCGAUUUCCCAUAGCCUCCGGUGCCUGGACUUUGAUAACUUUACUUCAUCCUCAGGAAACACUACUCGCAUUAAAUACACACACACAUUUUCAAAGAAAAAAAUCAAAGGCAACUGUGCUUCAGCUUUUCAGCUGUGGCUCAGGCUGCUAGUGGACGUUGCUUUUGGACACACUGUGCUUGAUGCCACAUACUCAUCACUUAGUCCCCAGGGCUUCUAAGUAUUCAAAUGAUAUUUCCAUUGAUGUCAGAAGCCUGGCUUUCCUCUACCCAAAGGGUUACUCUCCAUAGAUUUAAACCCUAGGGAUAUCAUCAGCCUCUCCUGAGACCACAGUUGGGGACAGCUUCCUGUGGAGUUUCCCAGGCCAGUGGUGGUCUUGAUGCUUGCUCUAGUCACUCUGGGAGACCUUAAGCAGCCCUAGAAAAAGGAGGCCACAGGGCCAUCAUAGAAAUACAGGGGUACCUCUAUGAUCCCCCAGCCUCGUUUAUCCCCCUGUCCUUUACUGUCCCCAUAAGUAGGGGCUGCUCCUCCACCCAGCAGUUCACAAGAAGCCCAAGCUGCAAGGAUUUGGUCCCUGCAACCUUAAGCACAACUUCCAGCUCAGCCAAGACCCUUAGUAGCUCUAAACAUCUAAGAGGGAACCUGAUACAAUCUAGGAAGCAGCACCAGCACACUGAUAGCUCCCUAUUAUGUGAGUGGACAGCUGGAGCCAGGUUCUGGCUAAGUCCCCUACAGCAAAACUAUGCAUUGGCCUCAGGACUCGUACCUCAGCUCUAGUCCUGUUUACAGAUCCCAGAGCUGUUUCUUCUUUACACAGGUGUUUACUAGUGAGCAGAACCAGGGUAAAAACUACAUUCAAAACCUGGCACCUUCCUAGCAAAAGUCUUUGGUAGCUUAAGAAUCAAAAUAAAAAGAGAUAGGCAUAAAUUUAUUUUUGGUCCCCACCUCACCAGCAUCUCCAUUUGCCCACUUCCUGCUAUUCAUCUUAAAACUGACAAUCUGGAGGUGAAUGAAUCCUGUUUUCCUUGACAAGAGAUAACUGCUUGUUCUCUGUGGUCCCUUUCUUUUCCCACCACAGAGAACAGUUCCAUGUGAGGCCAGCAUGUAUAGUGGAAUCCCAAGCAAUUCCUCAGGCAAGCAGAGCACUGAAGGAAGCAUGUCCCUGCAGGUGCCCAUGUGGUCUGAACUCAUCUGCCUUCUUACAAUAGCAGUCUGAGGUCUUGUUCACCAGGAGAAAGAGGUUGCCACAAGAGCACCCAGAACCAGCUUGAAUCUCAUUUUCACUGCUUGGCUUUCCCAGGAUGUGUUGGAGAGUAGCCAUACUUGUAGCCUUCUGCUGGCACUGUCACCACCAUCUGCUACAAGAGCCACCCUUUACUGCGUAACUGAUAUCUUUAGAGGCCUGUGUACUGUAUUGUGUGUUCACUGUGUUCCAGUUUCGUAUGCACUACAUACAUAGAGAACAUUCAGUGUGAAUUUUACACAUAACCCUAUUCUUAUUUUAAAUAGUUGCCAACUUUACUGAAGUUUGGUCUUUGGGGCAAUUUUUAAAAAUGCAAAUGACAAUUGAAGAAUCAUUGCAGAAGGUGGUAGCCCAACUUGCCUAAUUAUACUACAAAUCACAAUUACACUUGGCAUACCAGAUCACUGUUAAAUGGCUCAGCUUCCUCAGUAAUGUUCACUUUUUCAUACUGAUGCUAGCUGCCUGUUCACCAAUGCCACUAAGCUACUUCACCCAAGAAAGACAGCAGCCUUCAUGUUUGGGACAAAGUGGCCCUCUGUUCUAGGGGCUCUCAGAGCACUGCUUACUGACAGAUGUACCCCGUGCUCCCAACUAGACUGGACCAAGAGCUGACAAAUUCUCAAGCAAAAUCUGGAGCUGAAAAACACUUUGGGAUGUAGAAAAGAGAGCCAUGUGAUAAAACUCAGAGAGCUGGCAUUUCUGAUGGUGUUCAAUUGUCAUGUAGGUGGUGAAGCUCUUCUUGACCUAAAUGGAAGGCAAUCCUCCUUGAGUAAGAAGUCGGAGGUGGUUAGAUGUUCACUGAUGGGUUUUGUCAGCUUUGUUUUUAAAGUCAGCCUUGAUAAUUCUACCUGUGAGAAUUCUUUAAAUCAGCAAACAUUUUUGGCUGUGAGAUAUAGGGAAAUGAAAACAAUAGGAGCCAUCCAGAGCUCAGAACCAAGAACUGCCAUACAAAGAUGGGAGAUGGCUGUUCAUGCUAAGCAAAGCAAACACUACUCUUUGGCACCUGGGCACACUUCUCACUUCACUGUGGUUCUUCCAAGGAAACAGGAAAGAAUGAAUAAUUUCCUCUUCCAUCUUAAGCACUUUUUAAAUUUCAGGAGAGACUUCUCUGAGGGGUAUGUUUUUUGGAACUUUGCGAUGUGCAUAUAAUCUAGACAUUCUGCCUCUGGUGGCUGCAGUGACCCUGAGCCUCGGUGGGAAGGCUCAGCAGUUGUAGUGCACUUUAACUGACUAACCUUGUUUUUCAUUGCCUUAAAGGAUUGUAGGUCUAGGAACCUACUUCCUUUUUAUCUGCCAAAGAAUUACCCAGAAGCACGUCAAACACCAACGCCCCACUUGCAUAAAGGAAUGAGAGUUUUGGAUCCCCAAACAUACUUGUUUAUAUAGCAUCUUCUAUGCUAUUUGGAAAUAUUUUUAACCUCAGGAUUUAAAUAAAGCAUACACUAUGACA